Messenger RNA from Aedes albopictus (Asian tiger mosquito), 3281 nucleotides. Its product is annotated as DNA-dependent protein kinase catalytic subunit. The transcript has 2 exons. Bases 2119 to 2955 code for a protein of 278 amino acids. Lineage: Eukaryota; Metazoa; Arthropoda; Insecta; Diptera; Culicidae. The record is from RefSeq and is a predicted model, not a curated record.
GACCCCCUCCCUCCCCCAUGUAACAAUUUUUGUAUGGGAAAUUUUGAAUUUUUGUAUGGAGCGUAACACAGCGGUGGACCCCCUCCCUCCCCUCUUAGCGUUACAUAAUAUGCGAACGAACCCCAAUCAGCGACGACGAUCUCAUCGACGGCACAUCGCUCGGAUGUCAAAACUGUUUCUUCUGUAUGCAUCGAUAUUAGCCUCUGCAUGCUGUGAGUUUUUGACUUUUACUGCGAGCAAUGUUUUCAAGUUUUCCGUGAGAGUGAGCAGGAUAGCACCAAAACAGUGCUCGCAGUAAAAGUCAAAAGACAAAAGAAUUUUGCCAGCAUACACUGGCUAAUUCGCGACUUCGAAGUUACCGAAUGUGCGUGAAGGUUUACGUGACAAAAAACGUGGGGGAAUAUUGUUUGCUUUUUUUCACGCACAUUUUGACAGUUCCUUACGAGAUGUUUCUUUAGUGCGACAAAGAGUUGGAAUCUCUCUCAACUUCGAAGUCGCGAAUAUUUAGCGAACUUUAGGCUUAGGUUUUCGUUCAGUGCAGUUUGAUUUUUCUUCUAUGCUGUCUGCUAAGCUCAUGCUGCCAGUCGCACGCUAAUCUGAAAUGACCCAGCGGCUGGGUAAUUUUUUGAAUUUGUUUCUAUUUACACGGAAGAAAUAAAGUACCCAAAUAUAGUUUUUUUUUACCCAACUCCAAGUACCGUGUGGGAAGCCAUAUUUGAGUAUUCAUUCAUCACAGACAAACAGACGUAACACUCAAAUAAUAGUCCAUUUUACGAGCCGGUUUUAUGAAUGAAAAUUUGACAGGAGCUACAACGCUGAGUUAAAACUAUAAGCUGUUUAGCCAAAUUUGAGUUUUUAAAACUUAUUCACUAGGUUAAAAUAUUUUUCCGUGCAUAUUCAAGAAAUCUGAGUUUUCGAGUUACCCGCACGGAACCGCCAAACUACCCAAAAUUGAGUACUUUUGACGCAAUUCCAUAGUUCGGUCCAAUAAACCAAAAUUUGAGUUAAUCGAUUAAACUCACGCUAGGUAAAUUGCCUUUACCUCCAGCUAAAAAAAUAUACUCAAGAGUCACGGAAAAUCCAAACUACCCCCUUUGGGUAGAUACAUCUCUGUUUGUUUUUGACAACAUCGGUGAACCAGAGAGGGAAAACAACCUACACGGAACCGCUAAACUACCCAAAAUUGAGUUCUUUUGACGCAAUCCCAUAGUUCGGCCCAAUAAGCCAAAUUUGAGUAAAUCGAUUAAACUCACACUAGGUAAAUUGCCUUCACCUCCAGCAAAAACAUUUAUUAAAGAGCAGGUAAAUUCAACCCAAGACCCCCCCUCAUUCAACCCAAAUUUGAGUAAACCUGCAUUUACCCAAAAUUGGCUUAUUGGGCUCAAGGACCCCCGUUGGGUAGAUGCAUCUCUGUUUGUUUUUGACAACAUCGGUGAGGGAAAGAGGGAAAACAACCUAAUUUUGGGUAACUAGUUUAUUCGAUAAAAUCGGAGAAAUCAAACUACCUAAUUUUUGGGUCGAUUUUACUCAAAGCUGAGUAUAUCGAAUAAACUAGUUACCCAAAAUUAGGUUGUUUUCCCACUUUCCCCCACCGAUGUUGUCAAAAACAAACAGAGAUGCGUCUACCCAAUGGGGGUCCUUGAGCCCAAUAAGCCAAUUUUAAGUAAAUGUAGGUAUACUCAAAUUUGGGUUGAAUGAGGGGGGGUCUUGGGUUGAAUUUACCCACUCUUCAGUAUAUUUUUUUGCUGGAGGUUAAGGCAAUUUACCUAGUGUGAGUUUAAUCGAUUUACUCAAAUUUGGCUUAUUGGGCGGAACUAUGGGAUUGCGUCAAAAGAACUCAAUUUUGGGUAGUUUGGUGGUUCCGUAUACAUCAUGAAAAUCCGGAUUUUAUCCAUGGGUAGAAUCGACCCAGCCGAUGAGUAGUUUCAGGUUAGCGUGUAGCGACAGUUGUCAUGUCAAGAUCAACUGCUAUGUGACACGACUGCCGCCAGUCAAAAUCCCCAUCGCGAAGGUGCCAGCCUGUGCCAGCAUUAGCUUUGUUUAUGUUUUCGAGUCCCAACAAAAUUCUCAGAGGAAGUGAUCCAUCCUGAUCGGAUAAAUUACGGUUUUUGUGAAGAAAUGUGCAUUGACUCGCAACAUGCCGCCAAAGCGAAGGAAUGCAUUGUUAGCAUCGGUGAGCUGGUCCUCGCCGGUGAUGGUCAAAGUUCGGCGGAAACAGACGCCUUGAUUCUCCUGGAACGCCACAGUGCCCUAUUCUCACCAUUCCUCUACGUCGACUACGUACAGUGGCAGAACAUUCUAACUACAAAAUGGCUUCGAUCAUCCGUGGAAGAUCACAAGGUCGCGAUCUUUGCAUUGCAUUCCUCCCACCGUGAAAUAGCUCGCCAACUGCUGGCCCGAGAAGACCUGGAUGAAUCAACGUCCACCGGUUCAACAGAAGCUCGUGAAGCCCGCGUAACGGUGCUGAACUACUUUAUGAAAUACUUCAAGAACGUCCUGAUGGCAACCGGAUCGAAGCCCUACGAGAUAAGGGUUGCCAUUCGAGGAUUCGGUUCGAUGGUGGAGGCCUGCAGUUGUCUGAUGUCGGAGGAGUACAUGAACGAACUGCUGCUGCUGGUGAUGCAGCGAACCGAGUUCGUGUACCUGGUGGAGGAAAAGUCCAACGAACUUUUGGAACAUUUGCCGGAUUUCGUCCAGGCUCUGUCGGAUAUUAUGAGCCACGUGCGCGAGUUGACUGGAGUGCAGAUCAUGGCGCUGCAGAACAUCAUCAUCGGGCUGGUCAAGGAUUUCCACUAUCUGAGCAGUUCGUAUCACGAGCUGAUUGUGAGUUCUCUCAUGAAGACCUUCGACAAUUUGGGUAAGCUCGGUGGCGGGGUUCUGGAUAGUUUGCUGGAGAAGAUUGUUCUGAGAGGGAUCAUCUGGAGUUGCUCGCACAUGCCGCAUAAGCGUAGCUAGGUCAUAGCUCUAGGGGGGGAGCCAAGGCCAUGUCGAUAUAGAUUUUUGAUACUAAAAUGAUACUUUUCACCUGAAUUGCGUGAUUUUUUUUCCGAAAUGGAUUAUUUUGGAGGGGGCCAGGCCCCCCCUGGCCACCCCCUAUUUACGCCAACGCACAUGCGUAAUCAGCGUAAUGCGUAAUCGCACACGUAAAUCAGGGGAGAGGGCCGGAGGAAAACUCAAACUGGAAAGUUUACAUAACCUACAUAUUGGGAUUCUAACAAGUCUGUCCUUAAUGUUUCUGCUAAUAAAAAUAUUUUAUUUCAGGAGGAUUCAGGAAAAUUUAU